Cucurbita pepo subsp. pepo (vegetable marrow) is the source of this 1283-nucleotide messenger RNA. Its product is annotated as myb-related protein 2. The record is from RefSeq and is a predicted model, not a curated record. Lineage: Eukaryota; Viridiplantae; Streptophyta; Magnoliopsida; Cucurbitales; Cucurbitaceae. Gene Ontology annotation, molecular function: DNA-binding transcription factor activity; DNA binding.
CUUCCCCCACCCAUUUGAUCUCACAAGCUUAGAAUAAUAAUAAUAAUAAUAAUGUACCACCAUCAUCAUCAGCAGCAGCAUCAUCAGCAUAAUAGAGGGAAGAGCAUCCAUUCCUCUGACACCCAUUUGUUUCUUCAACCUGGGAAUGCUGCUGCUGGAGCUGGAGAUUCAUCAGGCCUUGUUCUUUCCACCGAUGCCAAGCCCAGGCUUAAAUGGACUCCUGACCUGCACGAUCGCUUUGUUGAAGCUGUCAACCAGCUUGGAGGGGCUGACAAGGCCACUCCUAAAACUGUCAUGAAAAUCAUGGGCAUUCCUGGCCUUACCUUGUACCACUUGAAAAGCCAUCUCCAGAAAUACAGGCUGAGUAAGAAUGUACAUGGACAAGCAAAUGGUGGAGGAAAUGGAAGCAACAAAACUGAUAUGGGUUGGCGUGUAGGGACAGUGGCGGCUGUUUACGGCGAUCAAAGACUGGCGGCGGAGGCAAAUGGAACACCCCGCACCAACAACAUAGUGGUCGCCCCACAGCCCUCCUCCCACCCCAACAAAAGCCUUCAGAUCAGUGAAACAAUACAGAUGCAGAUUGAAGUCCAGAAAAGGCUGCACGAGCAGCUCGAGGUACAACGGCACUUGCAGCUGCGAAUAGAAGCACAAGGGAAGUAUCUUCAAACAGUGCUAGAGAAAGCACAAGAGACACUAGGAAGGCAGGACUUGGGGUCAGUGGGUCUUGAAGCUGCAAAAGUGCAGCUCUCGGAGUUGGUCUCCAAGGUCUCCACUCAAUGCCUAACCGCAGCGUUUCCAGAGCUCCAACAAACUCAGAGGCUAUGUCCUCAACAAACGCAGCCCCCUGACUGCUCCAUGGACAGUUGCCUGACCUCCUGCGAGGCCUCCAAGGACCAACAACAACAACAACAACUCCUUCUCCAUAACUCCCAACACGCCCUCCGACCGAAAGCCAUCGUCACCGACCAUCAUGGGCUGUCCAUGAGCAUUGGGCUGCUGCAGGGGGACAAGGGCGGGGAAGGGGAUAAUGGGUAUUCGCCCUCGUUUGGGAGUAAGAAAAAGGAGGGUGAGACGGCGUUUAGAUAUAGAAUGGCAGCUUCGUUUUUGGACUUGAAUGCUGGUGAGGAUCAACAACUUAGUAAUAAUGAUCAUGCGGCUUCUGCUACUUGCAAGAUGUUUGACCUCAAUGGCUUUAGUUGAUUCACUUGUUGUCCUUGUUAAAUAUACACAUCUUUAUAUAAAUUGGGACUUACAUACCUGCACUUUAACAAAUCUUGACGGUA